GAGCAAAAAACAUAAAAAAUUCAUACAGGUGGUCAUCAGUGCGCUGAAUGAACGUGUGUGCGUCGAUGUGCUUUAUUCCAGAAGCGAUAUGUGGCAAAUUUUAGUGUUAUAAAACUUUUUAGUAUUAGUUAUCAAUUAAAAGAAUCAUGUCGGACGGAACUGAAAGAGCUGCUCUGGGAUAUGAGCACACUUUGAUGUUCGGUCAGUACCGAGAAGACCUAGGUGAAUAUGCUAAACUAGAAGCAUUAAGAGUAAAGAGCUUAGAGAAACUUCGGAAAAAAGAAGAAAAACGUCGACAAAAAGAGCUCAAGCCGUAUAGGAAUGCAAUUCAUAGGAAGCUUGUCGGUUUAUGGCAGAACACAUUUGCUCGUCUUGGUGAAGAUUGGUUUUUCUUAGCUUUUUUAGGUGUAAUCUCAUCUCUUCUGAGUUUUUCAAUGGAUUAUGCUAUAUCUAUGUGUCAAAAGUCUCGUAUAUGGCUGUAUCGUGAUUUGACAGCUCAUCCUUUCUUACAAUAUUUAGCAUGGGUAGCUUUACCUAUGUGCCUUAUUCUGUUUUCUGCAGGUUUUGUUCAUAUAACUGCACCUCAAGCAAUAGGUUCUGGAAUUCCUGAAAUGAAAACAAUUCUCAGAGGUGUGGUUCUUAAAGAAUAUUUAUCCUUCCGCACACUGAUUUCUAAAGUCAUUGGGUUGACUUGUACCUUGGGCAGUGGAAUGCCACUUGGUAAAGAGGGUCCAUUUGUACAUAUAUCUAGUAUAUUAGCAACAAUUCUUAGCAAACUAGUUACGUCUUUCAAAGGAAUACAUGAGAACGAAUCUCGGGCCAAUGAAAUGCUAGCUGCAGCUUGUGCAGUUGGAGUUGCCUGCAGUUUUGCUGCUCCAAUAGGAGGAGUAUUAUUUAGCAUUGAAGUUACAUCUGUGUAUUUUGCGGUAAGGAACUAUUGGCGGGGCUUUUUUGCAGCAUGCUGUGGAGCUAUGGUGUGGAGAUUGUUGGGUGUGUGGUUUAAAAAUGAAGAAACACUGACUGCCAUCUUCAGGACCAAUUUUCAUAUAGAUUUUCCAUUUGAUCCUCAAGAGCUUAUUGUAUUUGCAGGAAUUGGUGCAGUUUGUGGUUUGGGUGGUGCAUUCUUUGUGUGGUUUCAUCGCCAAAUAGUUCAUUUUAAUCGAAAACACAAGAGAAUGAAUGCCUUUCUUCAGAAAAAUCGCUUCAUUUAUCCUGCACUGAUCACAUUAAUCAUAUCUACGAUGACAUUCCCUCUAGGCUUAGGGCAGUUUAUGGCAGCAGAACUUACUACACAUGAAUCAAUGAAUGAGUUAUUCAGCAAUGUUACCUGGUCAAAUCAUUAUCUAGAAGUGGAUGAAGCCAUCAUAGUCAGUCAUUGGACAACAAAGUAUACAAAUAUAUUUGUAAAUUUAGUUGUGUUCAUCAUUAUAACAUUCAUAACCACUACUUUGGCAGCUACACUUCCUGUACCUUCUGGGUUAUUUAUUCCAGUUUUUAAGAUGGGUGCUGCAUUUGGAAGAUUAGUUGGUGAAUGUAUGGCUUCUUGGUUUCCUGAUGGGAUUACUUUAGGUGGUAGUGUAAACAGAAUUAUACCUGGAGGAUAUGCAGUUGUUGGUGCUGCUGCAUUGUCAGGAAGUGUAACGCAUACAAUAUCGACCUCAGUUAUUGUUUUUGAACUGACUGGGCAGAUGUCACAUAUUCUUCCUGUGAUUCUUGCUGUUUUAAUAGCUAAUGGCAUUUCUCAAGCUCUGCAGCCAUCAAUAUAUGACAGCAUAAUUCAAAUUAAAAAAUUACCAUAUUUGCCACCCAUAGUGUCCACUUCAUCUGAAGCUCAUAAUGUUUAUGUGGCUGAUAUCAUGGUGCGAGAUGUUGUUAGUGUAUGGAGAGGAUGUACAUAUAAAGAUUUAAGAAGCAUUUUGAAACUGAAGAAAAGGCUGCAGUUUUUCCCACUUGUUGAAUCCCUAGAAUCUAUGAUCUUAUUGGGAUCUAUUCAAAGAAUUGAAUUGCUGCGACUUCUAGAAUUGCAAGUAGGGCGAGAACGUAGGUUACAAGAAGCUGCAAAAAGAGCUCAACUAACCGAAUCCCCAAAAACUCCAAGAGCCGAAAAGAAAUUAUCUCGUUUUGAAGUUGUACCAGUUGUCAGUAGCACAAGACCUUCCCCAAAGUGUUCUCCCCCACCCUCCUCAGUCGCAAACCCCACAUCACCCAAGAAGUCCAUCCUUCGUUACUCACCUGUAAAUUCCCCAUAUAACACUAUCACAUCAUUAGAUUCUCGUUUAAAACAAGCUUUCGAAACUGUUUUUAAGAAGACAUUAACUGUAGAUCCAUUUGACAAAUUUGAAUCUAGUGUUCCUAGCACUCCGACUAUUAGGAGAUCUCAACAACCUAAAAUAUUGGUGGAUAUGUCUCCAGAAGAACAAUUGGCAUGGGAAGAAGAUCAGUUGAAUCAGUUGGUAGAUUUUAGUAAAUGCCAUGUUGAUCCUGCUCCUUUCCAGCUUGUAGAGAGGACAACACUAAUAAAAGUCCAUUCUCUCUUUUCCAUGUUGGGUUUAAAUUAUGCUUAUGUGACAGCUAUUGGAAGGUUAGUUGGAGUUGUCGCUUUGAAAGAGCUUCGGAAAGCAAUUGAAAACAUCAGCAGUGGACUCUUUGUACAGAGCUCAAAUCACUUCAAUCAAAAUGAGAAGUCUGAACCACCUUCAGAAACACAGUCAGAGUGUGAGGAUAAUGCAGAUAUAGGGAAAGUGUCUGUUAUGAGGCAAAGAAAUCAGGAUGAUGGCUCAAAUGUUUGAUUGUUCCUAUUAUUUUUUUAUAUCCAAAAGUGAUAAUUUUAGCUAUAUGCUAUCUAUUUUACACCCAGUAUUGGCCUUAUUUAUAUAGAAUUUUCUUUUUUAAUAGAAUCUCAUAGUUAAAAUUCAGGUGUGUAACCGGGAUUUUUACUUUUAAAAAGCUGUAUUUAUUCUUUUAAAAACAUGUACAUUAUUGUUCACUGCAUAAUUUGUUUAAUACUUUAUUAAUUAAAUAAUUGUCAGAAUUUCAUGACAAAUUUCACAAAAUGAUAAUUUUAAAAGUUUGAUAUCUGUUUUAUUCUAAAUUUGAUGUUCAUUUGUAUAAAAUUAUUAAAAAAUUAAGUGCUGAAUGCAAAAGUAAGUAAAGAAAUAGAUAUGCUUUUUUAAUAAUUGCAGAUUGAUAGGAAUUUUAUGACAAGUUUUACAAUACAUGUUCCUAAGUUGUGUCAACAGAGCAUUCUUCUUUAAAACAAAAAAAA
Stegodyphus dumicola is the source of this 3265-nucleotide messenger RNA. RefSeq names its product chloride channel protein 2-like. Gene Ontology annotation, cellular component: plasma membrane. NCBI's taxonomy places the organism in Eukaryota, Metazoa, Arthropoda, Arachnida, Araneae, Eresidae. Gene Ontology annotation, biological process: chloride transport; transmembrane transport. Gene Ontology annotation, molecular function: voltage-gated chloride channel activity. The record is from RefSeq and is a predicted model, not a curated record.